Messenger RNA from Tetrahymena thermophila SB210, 2061 nucleotides. RefSeq names its product ubiquitin carboxyl-terminal hydrolase. The record is from RefSeq and is a predicted model, not a curated record. Gene Ontology annotation, biological process: protein deubiquitination. Gene Ontology annotation, cellular component: cytosol; nucleus. The transcript has 10 exons. Gene Ontology annotation, molecular function: cysteine-type deubiquitinase activity; cysteine-type endopeptidase activity. Lineage: Eukaryota; Ciliophora; Oligohymenophorea; Hymenostomatida; Tetrahymenidae.
AUGGGAUUUUUUAAUAAAUUAUUUAGCUGCCUUUCAGCUGGGAAAUAAAAGGAAGGGCAUAAAGGAAUGAAACAUUAGCAUAGUCAGGCUGAGCAAAAUAGAAUGCAAAUGCUGCAAAAUCAAUAAAAUUUACAAAUUCCUCCAUUAGAAAAUAUCUAAGGGAGUAAUGAGGAAAGAAAAAAUGAAAUUAUCCUCAAAGGACUUAGCAAAUAAACACAAGAGGUUCACAUAAAGUCAAAUGAACUUAACAAUACUAAUUCUGGCGAGAGUGAAAAAGCUAAAAAAUCAUCAAAUUCAUAGCUAUAGUCUCAUUCAAAAAUAUAGGAUAAUUAUAUUGACAAUUCGGUCAACGCUGCUGAUGGCGAUGAUAAAAACAAUCGAAAUGGAAAUUUAAAUCAAAGUAAUUAUUCUAAAAAGAAUCCAAGCUUUAGUCAAUAGAAUAGCUCAUAAGUUAAAAAAAAGAAUGGGCAAAGUAGUAAUUAAGGCUAAGUUAGUAUGAACUUAGAAGCGCAAAACAUAUCAAAAGUGUCUUAAAAAGAAGAAAACUAAGAAACCAAUUUUAACAAUAAUCCUGGUAGUAAAAAUAAUACUGAAUCUAUUUCAACUUCAUAAUCUCAAAUAAGAAAUAAAAAUUACAAAUAAUCAAAUCAUAUAGAUAACACUUCUCUUGAUUCCACAAAAGUCUCUCUAAAUGGUAGCACUGUGACAAAUAAAGAUGAUAUUUCAAAUUCCUAAGAAGAAUACGCUAUGAUUGAUAAUAAAAUAAAAUGGAUUAAAUCUUUAGACAUAAAAAAAAGAGCCGAAGAGGAAGAAAAAAUAAUAUCAUAUUUCAUAUAAAAUACCACUUGUUUAUCAUAAAAUGUUCUUAGCUUUUAGUGGGCAAACGAAUUUUCAGAAAAUAUUAAGAAAAAAAUAAUCUUAGGAAAUCCAAUAAAUAAUUAAAUGUUGGUAGAUGCAAAUGGAAAUCUUAAAGAAGGACUUUAAUUAAAUUAAGAUUAUAUGCUUGUAAGUGAUUAAGUAUGGUAUUUUCUUUAUUAAUUGUACGGCGGAGGUCCUCAUAUAAUACAUGAUAAUGAUCCUUCUAAGUUGAAAAAGCUGUUAUUUAGACCUUAUAGAUUAGAAAAUAAUUCAAAUUAUUGCUACAUGAAUGCAUGUUUGUAAAGCAUUUUAUCAAUUGGAGAGUUAAAUACUUACUUUUUUGACAAGAUGUACUUAGAAUAUAAAGACCAAAUCACAAAAAAGCCACAUAAAUUUACAAUUGCAUACUCUGAUCUUUUGACGAGAUUUUAAAAAUCAAAUUCCAAUCAAAUAAUUAGCCCUAGUUUAUUUAAAAAAUACUCGUAAUAGAAUUUUGAUCCUAAUGAGCAGCAUGAUGCUUAAGAAUAUUUAAGAUUUGUUUUGGGUGAGAUAUAAGACGAGUUAAAUUUCCCUUUACCAAAUAAAAGACCAGCAGAAUUCAAAGAUUCAUAAUAAGCAUCUAAAUUUUACUUUAAAUAUCAUACAAGUAUCGUAGAUAGACUCUUUUGUGGGCAGCUUAUAUCUAAAGUUUAGUGUUAAAAGUGUAAAUAUAUUUCUAGUACAUUUGAUCCAUUCUUAGAUUUGAGUCUUCCUAUAGAGUCUAAGAGCCUAAAAGACUUAAAUAGUUGCAUGGAUCUUUUCUUUAAGCCUGAAGAAAUUGAUGGCGAAUAUAAAUGUGAGAAGUGCACAAAAACAUCUAGAGCAAUUAAAUCUUGUCAACUAGGAAACAUACCUAAAUAUUUAGUCAUUCAUUUGAAAAGAUUUAAAAUGUUCCCUUAUAAAACAAAAAUUAAAUAAUAAAUAAGCUAUCCCUCAACUCUAGAUAUUUCCAAAUAUUAUGCAAAUAGUGGAAAUGAAAGCACCAAAUAUUCAUUGAAUGGUGUCAUCAUUCAUUAAGGAAGCGCAGAUAUAGGCCAUUACGUAUCUUUUAAUAAGAGAAAUGAUAAUAAGUGGUUUUAUUGCGAUGACGAAAGCAUUUAAGAAUGCAGUAAUAAAGACGCUUUAGAUUAAGAAGCUUACUUGCUUUUUUAUGAAAAAAUUUGA